Achroia grisella is the source of this 1599-nucleotide messenger RNA. Its product is annotated as cytochrome P450 4g15-like. Lineage: Eukaryota; Metazoa; Arthropoda; Insecta; Lepidoptera; Pyralidae. The coding region runs from base 1 to 1599 and encodes 532 amino acids. Gene Ontology annotation, molecular function: monooxygenase activity; heme binding; iron ion binding. The record is from RefSeq and is a predicted model, not a curated record. The transcript has 11 exons.
AUGAAAAAUAUAGAUUUUCAUGUGUUUUCAAUUUGUCUAUGUUUGUUUUUUAUCAAUGUUUACGACAUCAAUAAUUAUACAUUGCAAAAUGUCUUCAGUAGAAGAAUGUAUGAACUCAGUAUCACGAUUAUUGCAGUAAUUGGUACAAUUCUGCUAUUAUACUGGCAGUUCUGGAGAUGGAGACACAGAAGAAUGUUGGAGCUCGCCAAAUUGGUACCGGGACCACCGGCUCUACCAAUAGUAGGAAAUGCUUUGAUAUUCAUGACACAACCUGAAAAGCAACUUGUUAAAAUCGCAGCCAUGCUGGAUAAAUAUGGCCAAUACGUCAAGUUCUGGUUGGGACCGGACCUUAAUAUUUGCGUAAAAAAUCCCGCCGAUGUCAGGCUAUUGCUAACGAGCAACAAAGUAAAUCAAAAAGGUCCAUUGUACGACUUUAUGGUGCCAUUCAUUGGGCGAGGAAUACUUACUGGGGGUACAACAUGGCGGAACCAUAGAAAAAUAGCGAAUCCAUCAUACAACAAAAAAUCAGUGCAGCAUUAUUCAGUAAUUUUCAACAAGGAAGUUAAAGAAUUAAGACAAGUUUUACUCUUAAAAGAUCCUAAUGUGAUGUUUGAUGUUUAUGACGACGUAGUAAAAUUUACCACACAAUGUGUUUGUCAAACCCUUAUGGGACUUUCAAAAGAAGAAUCAGAAAAUAUGAAACACAUGAAAGAAGUAGUCAAGGAGACACCUAAUAUCUACAACCAUAUCUUCACCAAAAUGACUCAUUGGUGGCUCUCCAUUUCAUUUGUCAACUGGCUCACUGGUGGAUAUGCUAGAGAGAAACGUUUCAUCAACCUGAUUGAUGACUUGACUUCCGACAUAUUGGUAAAAAGAAGAAGAGCCUUGGGAGGCUGUGCUGCCGAUGCAGAAGGAAUGGGUAUAGUUGACAAAUAUAUUAUAAGCAGUGAACUGACAGAUUUAGAAAUCAAGCAAGAAAUAUUCACAUUAUUUACUACAAGUCAAGAAGCUUCAGCGAAGAUAAUAUCUGGAGUAAUCAUGUUAUUAGCGCAUCUACCAGAUUGGCAGAACAAAGUUUACAAAGAAAUACUCGAGGUAUUAGGUCCUAAUGACGAAUACGUCACAGAAAAUGAUUUGAAGAAACUGCAUUAUUUAGACAUGGUGUAUAAGGAAACGCUGCGGUAUUUCUCCAUUGCUGCAAUGAUACAGAGGACUGUUGAGGAAGAAAUCACAAUUAAUGAUGGUAAAAUCACAUUACCAGCGGGAACUUCUCUGGUCAUCCCUAUUCACGAGAUCCAUAGAGACCCUCAGUACUGGGAUGAACCGCUGAAGAUCAAACCGGAACGAUUUCUGCCGGAAAACAUCGAUAAACGGGAUCCUAAUGCUUUUAUUCCAUUCAGUUUGGGACCUAUGGAUUGUUUAGGUCGCGUGUAUGCAACAUGUCUUAUUAAAACAUGUGUAAUUCGGGUAUUGAGACAUGUUCAGUUUGAAGCUGAAGGAAGAUUGGAUAAUCUUGAUCUCCAUGUGGCCAUCUCCGUGAAGGCUGCUGAAGGAUAUAAAGUGAGAGCCAGACAGCGUCACAACGAAAGUAUAGAUUAA